Vanessa tameamea is the source of this 2395-nucleotide messenger RNA. RefSeq names its product glutaredoxin domain-containing cysteine-rich protein CG31559-like. The record is from RefSeq and is a predicted model, not a curated record. NCBI's taxonomy places the organism in Eukaryota, Metazoa, Arthropoda, Insecta, Lepidoptera, Nymphalidae. The coding region runs from base 446 to 2371 and encodes 641 amino acids. The transcript has 5 exons. Gene Ontology annotation, biological process: sensory perception of sound.
GCUUUAGCCAGUCAGUCUGCGACUGUCACCUGUGCAUGACGCACGCGCGCACGCAAGUGUUCCAAUUGGCAAAUUUGAAUUUUAUUACGUUAAAGAAACCGAUCGGCCAAUUGCGAUCGUUGAUGUUCUUAGGCGACUUUUACAUAUACAGUGUGUCCCGUUAGUGUUGUGUCUGUGACAUUGAAAUAAAAACUGUUUAAUACAGUUGAUUGUGUUUUUUUACAUUUCAUUUUAGAAGGUCGGAUGUACUCAUUAAAUAACUGGUAAAUAAAUAUCGUAGAGCGAAACAGGCCAGCCGUGCAUGCUCGGCAGUGAUUAGUGACCCACUGGAAGCAACCGGAACCAUUAUGCCAUAUACAUCAACAACAAUCUGAAACGAUAGACCUGACUCGAAUUGCAAUUCAAAGAACCGUUAGUUAAUUAUGCUUAUUUAUUAACUCGCGACAUGAUGGAGGAGGUGACUACACGCCCCAAUUUGGAGUACAUCUCCCCUCUUCCCCCUAAAGUGAAACAAAUUACCGGAUCGACUACUUUUACGCAGAUAACCGGAGAUGAUACUAGCCUUCGAGUGAACGGAUUCGCCGAUAGUCGUUCAGACAUGGACUCUCUAAGUUCGAUGCACUCUCUUGUCCUUAAUUCUAAGACACCAACAACAACGGUAUAUUUAGCGGCGAUCCAGCCAGAGCGACCCGCGAUCGCUCCUAGUGCAGACGCACUCACCAACGGUCCACACGUGGUCACUAUCAGAAUAAACACGGAUGCUGAUAAGCCGAAGGCGCCGAAAAUAUCAAGCGUCCAUCUCAAAAGUGAUGUCGACUUUGAUACUUAUAAAAUCAAUGACAACAGCAAGAAGAACAACAGCUUAGUCAGACUCAACGUCGAGGAGAGUCGGCCGAAAAUUUUAGAUAAUGAGGAUAUGUUAAAGGUGGAUAAACCACCGUACAUCUAUUGUAAUUCGUACGUGAACACAAUGUCUAAUAUCGUAAUGUCGAGUGGCCAAUGCUCUCCAAGUGACACUCUAGAUUCGGGUACGUGCAGCGACCUUGACGGUACACCACCACCACUUCCAAAAAAGAAGACAUUAAAAUCUAACUCCGCAAAGAAAGUCUCCGUUACGGUAAUUAACCAGUCAAGAAAUCAAAGCGAGGUCGAUUUCGAAGAUAACGACUCAAACAUAUCGUGUGACUCGCUAAAUAGUAGCGAGUUAAAUGGAAGCGUGCACGCCGACGAAAGUCACAGCGACGACGCGAGUAAAAAAGAAAAGAAACAGUCUUCCGAGGCAGCGCCACAAGCGCUAGCCAAAGCGAACAAUAAAGACGGCAGCUUUCUACCACAAGGUCUUCUUCAAGACAUUAGAGAUCGUUCAGCGAAACUCAGCACGGUCGAAACUGAAAGUGAGUUGCAGACUGAGCGGAAUGAGGAAGUGAGUCAGAAUAUUAAUGAUAAUGCAAAUAUAUCAAAAGAAAGCGCUCAACUCACAUCGUUCCGUUUAGUUUCCCAGCUUAAUAGCGAAGUGAAGAAAAACAGUGCGGAAUUGCUACCGGUAACUGAAACCAAAACGCCCCUUAUUAGCAAGAGCACGUAUGAAGAAAGAAAGCAAUCGGAGAAAAUGAAAGACGAUUUAUGUUAUAGCAGCCACUACUUCGAUACGGACAAAUUUUAUGACUUCCACUUAAAUGAAAAACAAUUUGAUGAUAUGUCGGUGAAAAGUGUGAGUGAAAAUAAAAGUGUUUGUGAACAGCUAUCGGAAAUUGAAUAUUUUGCGGGAAUAAAAGAUUACAAAAGUGAGGAAGCACCAUCUACUAUAAAAAGUUCAAAGGGAACAAUUCGUGGUGUAAAAAACCGCGUUCGUGCAGGGAUUGCGACAUUUCUUCAGAUGCAAAGCACGACGAAGAGUUACAGAGAAAAAGACGCAGGCAAAGUUGUUUUAUACGCAACAACAAUGGGAAUAGUCCGCAGCACGUACCAGAGAUGUUUGCUAGUUAAGAAGAUACUACGGAACCUGCUCGUGAAGUAUGAAGAGAGGGACGUCUUCAUGAGCAUGGAGUACCAGGAUGAAAUCAGGGAUCGGAUGAAAAGUGACCAGAUUCUUGUUCCGCAACUGUUCAUCGAUGGUCAACACGUGGGGGACGCGGACACUGUUGAGAAACUGAACGAGUGCGGUGAAUUGAGGAAAAUGCUGAAACCGUAUAAGAGUCCAGACGCGUGCAACACUUGUCAAUUCUGCGGUGGUUUCCGUCUCCUACCAUGUCGGAUUUGCAAUGGUUCCAAGAAAAGCCUCCACAGGAACCAUUUCACAGCCGAAUUCGUCGCUCUCAAAUGCAUGAACUGCGAUGAAGUUGGCCUCGUCCGAUGCGAAGCCUGCUCCUGAUUAAAUAUUAAGUUUAAAAAAAAA